Molecule: messenger RNA, 1770 nt
Organism: Rhagoletis zephyria (snowberry fruit fly)
Lineage: Eukaryota; Metazoa; Arthropoda; Insecta; Diptera; Tephritidae
Gene: Mf
Product: myofilin
Source: RefSeq, a predicted model, not a curated record
UGUCGUCUUUGCGAACGUCGACAAUUUUCUGCGUGUUUUUUUUUCUUAGCCGAAAAAACUGGAGCAGAAUUACAGACAAAUAAACAAGCAGACAGCAAAGAACUUAGCAUAAAAAAACGAACGAGAUAUUUGACAUCGAACCUCAAAAAUCUUAAAAAUAUAUAAAUUAGAUUUCUUGUUCUGUUACAAGCAACAGCAAAUCUAUCAAAAUGUUUAAAAACCAUUUGGAAAUGAUUGGUCGCAAUGAGACCCCCAGCAAGAAGGCGAAAUUCUGGCAAUCUUACAUCAGAUCCCUGAAGGGUUCCGAAGAUAUCCGUGCCCAUGAGACUCCACGCGCCAGCCGCCCAUACAGCUCGUACUUGGACUCACCAGCCACAUACAGGAGCAUCUUCGAUACGCCAGCCACUGCCAAUGAGCGUGUGCAAUCGCAUGGCUACAGAUACUUGCCUGUGAGCAGAGACACUUAUGGCUAUUCGCCACGUGCCAUCUAUGAUCAUCAUUACAGCAGAACAAUUCCAGCCAACUACGACGCAGAGAGGGCUUGGAAUGAUCACUUGAAGCGCAUGCAAGAAAUUGAACGCAGAUACCCAUCUCGUUAUGGUCUCUACCUGAAGGACAAGCCAUACACACCAAACGCUUUGGUGCCUUUGGAAUACGAGCCAGAAGAUAAGCUGCUCCAAGAACUCAACAAGGGUAAGGAAUUCUAAAUUUUAAGUAAAAAAAAAAAAUAAAAAUAAAAAAAAAAUCAACAACAAAAAUAAAUAUUCUACUAAAAUAACAACGACAACAAAGCGUAACAAAAUACACAACAGUAAAUAAAAUUUCUAAGUAAACCGAACAAAGAAAAAGAAAAGAAAAAAAUAUGCAAAGAAGGAAAAAACGAAGAAUUGAUAGAUAAUUACAAGCAUUGUAAACACGAGCAAGAAAUUUUUUAGUGAAAAACAAAAACAGCAAAAAAAUAGCAUAUCCUCCACAAUGAAGAGAAUUUUUUCAAAUUCACCAAACAAUAAACUAUACAAAUGUAUAUUUAACAUCUUACAAAAAAAAAAGUUAGCUCACUCAACUAAAAUUGGAAAGUUCUUAUUAGAGAUAUGUUUGUAUGAAAAUAAUGCGAAAUUUUUAUAUGGAAAAUUUUUGUGUCGAGUGAGCGGACAGCAGCCAACAAAACACACAACUUAAAACCACUACCAAUUGGCGUUUCGUGUACAGAUUUGUGUUUUGUAAAUGUCACUUUUGCCGCCUAAUGCACAUCGAAUUUUUGCAAAUUGAUUUUUUCAUAAAAUAUGUAUGUUUUUUUUGUUUUUGACUAUAUUUGCAGCACGAAAAAUUUGAGCAAAUAGCCAUUGUUUGCUAGCAAAUCUACACAACUGCACAAAAGUUCGUUUAUAGAAAUGCUACUAAAUGCCAACACGUAAAAACAAUUUUAAUUUAAAGUAUUUAUGGCAAAAAAAAAAAAGGAAAACCUUUUUCUGCCUGUAAAUGUUGAGAUAACAAAUACAUAUACACAUAUCUCUUAAUAAACAUAUACAAACAUAUAAAGUAAGUUAGUAGAACAAAAACAAAAAAAAACACUUGUUGAAACCAAGGAGCUUAAAACUAGAGUUGAGUGAAGAAGCAUAAGCAAAUGAAAGUAAAUGAAAUGCGAAAAUCGCAGAAUAGAGCACAAAUUCGUUAAAUGUUUCAUUGUAUUUAACGUCACAUAAAAUAUGUUUACUUUUAAUUUUAAAGAAUAAAUACUGAACAAAAAUAAAUAAAUAAAUUCUUAUCUUA